UUAGAAACAGUAUUCUCUAAUCACAGUUGCAAAGACUUUUCUGAACCUGCAGUCUCCUUUACUAAAAAGUCCAGCUAGAUCCUAUUCCACCUUCUAGCUACCUUCUCCUUUUUUUUUUUCUUCCGAUUUACCCCUCCAACCCCCUCCAUCACAAUGGCCUCAACUGAAAGGAAAACGUUUACCAUCGGGACAAGAAAAUCUCAGCUUGCUCUCGUACAAACUGACCUUGUUCGAAAUGCUCUUCAAGCUGCUUUCCCUGACUGUGAAUUCAAAGUCCAUAGUCGCGAUGCUGCUGGAGACUUGAAUAAAGUUACUCCUCUACGAGCAUUCACGACGAAAAACCUCUGGACUGAAGAACUUGAGGAAUUGCUCAUAGCGAAGCAAGUAGAUCUCGUGGUGAAUUCAUUAAAAGACAUCCCAACGCAAAUUCCAACUGCCUGCGUACUGGCAGCUGUUAUGAAACGCGAGAAUCCAAGAGAUGUGCUAGUUUUAAAAAAGGGCCUACCUUCGAUGACUCUGGCUGAACUGCCACCAGGGUCAGUUGUAGGAACAUCGUCAGUCCGACGCAUUGCUCAACUUGCACGACACUACCCACACCUGAAGGUUCAGGAUGUCAGAGGCAAUAUAGACACCCGGUUAGCAAAGCUCGACGCUCAAGAUGGGCCAUUCAGCUGCUUGAUACUGGCUGCUGCUGGACUGCUAAGGACCGGUCGGGAGGAUCGCAUCUCUCAAUACUUGGAUUCUACAAACGGAAAGAUGCUUCAUGCCGUUGGCCAAGGAGGCCUGGGAAUUGAGAUCCGCACCGACGAUGAGGUUAUGAGAGAUAUGCUCAACAAGAUUGGAGAUGUAAAGACUACAUAUGCAUGCCUCGCAGAGAGGAGUUUACUGAGAAUCCUUGAAGGUGGUUGUAGCGCACCCCUUGGUGUUGAAACGGAAUGGAUUCAAGAUGAUAAUGGGAAGGAUCUCCUCAGAUUGAGGUCAAUCGUGACGAGUGUUGACGGAAAGGAAGCCGUGGAAAUCGAGGAAGACGGUGAUGUCCAGUCGGACGAGGCGGCGGAGACGUUUGGAAAAGAGGUAGCGUUGAAGCUUGUUGCCAGGGGGGCCGGGAAGAUACUUAAAGAUAUUCAAAACGACAAAAAAGAGCAAUAAACGAGGAGAUAUUUAUUUCUUCUUGAUUAUUGCAGGUAAAGUGUAUACAACUCAAGAUGAGACC
This is a messenger RNA of Coccidioides posadasii C735 delta SOWgp, 1213 nucleotides long. It is a transcript of the gene HEM3, whose product is annotated as porphobilinogen deaminase. Gene Ontology annotation, cellular component: cytoplasm. Gene Ontology annotation, biological process: heme biosynthetic process. The record is from RefSeq and is a predicted model, not a curated record. Gene Ontology annotation, molecular function: hydroxymethylbilane synthase activity. NCBI's taxonomy places the organism in Eukaryota, Fungi, Ascomycota, Eurotiomycetes, Onygenales, Onygenaceae.